Messenger RNA from Rosa chinensis, 1452 nucleotides. RefSeq lists its product as uncharacterized. The record is from RefSeq and is a predicted model, not a curated record. The coding region runs from base 1 to 1452 and encodes 483 amino acids. Lineage: Eukaryota; Viridiplantae; Streptophyta; Magnoliopsida; Rosales; Rosaceae. The transcript has a single exon.
AUGGAUAAAUCUUGGAUUAAUGAAGAUAGGGAUACUUUAAAAUAUCAAUUGGGCGUUGAGAAUUUUUUGAUUUUUGCUGAAGAAAAUGCUAGUAACCGUAAAAGAAUUCCUUGCCCUUGUUCAAGAUGCGUGAACUUCAAAAAAAAGUCAAUUAGAGUCAUUAGGGGCCAUUUGUAUGCUUAUGGCUUUAGUUUGAGCUACACAACCUGGAUAUGGCAUGGAGAACCAAGUUUGUCCUCCUGUGGUAGUGCAUCUGGUGGUUUUGGCAUGCCCCAAAACCAUCAAGUUGGGUCUGAAACUGUAGACAUGUGUCAAGCAACUUUCAAUGAGGGUGAUUGUGAUGAGGAGCCAUAUGAGUUUAACAAGUUUUUUGAAGAUGCCGAGAGGCCUUUAUUUCAAAACAGUGAACGCACUAAGCUAGAUUCAUUGGUGCAACUUCAUAACUUGAAAGCUAGGUUUGGUAUGAGUGAUACUUGCUUUUCUGAGUUACUUCCCACUGUUGGGUCUUUGCUUCCUAAAGAUAAUGUACUCCCUCAAAGUCUAUAUGAGGCAAAGAAGACUCUCAACAAUUUAGGGCUGCAAUAUGAGAAAAUUCAUGCAUGUCCUAAUGACUGCAUAUUGUAUAGGAAAGAUUUUUCUGAUGAAGAAAAUUGUCCUAAGUGUGGUUUGUCUCGUUGGAAGCUAAAGAGGGAUAAAACAGUUAAAGUGGGUCAACCAGCCAAGGUGUUGUGGUAUUUUCCUAUAAUUCCUAGAUUUAAGCGUUUGUUCAAAUCUGCCGAAACUGCGGAAAUGCUUACUUGGCAUGAGGACAAGCGAACUAAGGAUGGACACAUGCGCCAUCCAGCCGAUUCUCCUGCAUGGAAGUUGGUAGAUUAUAAAUGGCCCGAAUUUGCUAGUGAAUCAAGAAAUCUGCGGUUAGCUUUGUCAGCUGAUGGUAUUAAUCCACAUAGUUCUCUAAGUAGUAGGUAUAGCUGUUGGCCCGUAAUAUUGGUGACUUACAAUCUUCCUCCAUGGUUGUGCAUGAAGCGGAAGUUUAUGAUGUUAUCUCUAUUAAUAUCUGGUCCGAAGCAGCCGGGAAAUGACAUUGAUAUCUACUUAGAGCCAUUGAUUGAUGAUUUGCAAAGGUUGUGGGAUGGAGUUAGUGACGUCUAUGAUGCACAUAGGAAGGAAUAUUUUACACUAAAAGCUGUUUUGUUGUGGACAAAUGGACAAUCAAUGACUUCCCCGCAUAUGGAAACUUAUCAGGGUGCACCACUAAAGGUUACAAAGCAUGUCCAAUUUGUGGUGACAAAACUUCAGCCACACAUUUGCCCCAUAGUAGGAAAAUGUCUUAUAGCUGUCACCGUAAGUACUUGCCACGUCAUCAUCCUUAUCGGAGGCAGAAAAAAGCAUUUAAUAAUGAGCAAAAAUUUGAAGUUGCUCCUCCACCGCUAUCCGGAGAGGAAGUGUUGA